CUCUAGUCGGGUUGGAGAAGAAAGAAGGUUAAGCGGUUUAAGUUUUGCCUACUUAUUGCUGAUCAUAGAUUGCCAGAAUCAAUCGGUCGAACGAUCGAUCCAGCAGAAAUGGAGGUGCCCGGGUCGUCGAAGAAGAUGAUUGCAACGCAAGAAGAAAUGGUGGAGGCUAAAGUUCCGCUUGGGUACAGGGACCAGUGCGCUCACCUGCUCAUCCCUCUCAACAAGUGCCGACAGGCCGAGUUUUACCUGCCAUGGAAGUGCGAGAACGAGCGCCACUCCUACGAGAAGUGCGAGUACGAGCUCGUUAUGGAGCGGAUGCUUCAGAUGCAGAAGCUUCGCCAGCAGCAGCAGGAGGAGGAAUCCUCCCGCCUAGGUCUUAACCGUCGCCCUAUUCCCCUCGCCUCCAACCCUGCCAAUGCCGCCUCCUGAGUCUCCGCUCCAUCCAUCCAUGGAAAGUUUGCUUAUACUGCUGGGGCCGUGGAUGUUCCACAGUGGAGUAUUUGUCCAACUGCUCUCUGGGGAUGGAAAAAAAAGGGGAACUAUUUGUGUGUUAACUGAGAAUCAUGAAGUAUUUGUGUGUAUUUUUCUUGUUCAAUGCUUUUGUACCAAAUAAGUUUUCUCCCUUGCCAAACAAUCUCAAAGUCCCUUUUUAGAACAUUGAUGAUAAACUUGAUGUUAUUACAUGAAGUAUGAUAUACUCCGGGUAUAUAUUACUCUUUUACUCCCUCCUCCCAAGAGGAGAUUGGACCGAGGGAGGAUGUUCCGACCGGACAAACUAAGAGAACUUAGAAAUGAGAGAGAGAGAGACCUAGUGUUGUAGGCUUGACUCAGGAGACCAUGUUCUUUUACUAGGCCAUGUUCUUUUCACCUGAUUCGAUUAGAAUAAAUUUUGAUUUAGUUU
Molecule: messenger RNA, 901 nt
Organism: Cuscuta campestris
Lineage: Eukaryota; Viridiplantae; Streptophyta; Magnoliopsida; Solanales; Convolvulaceae
Source: the annotation of a GenBank genome assembly